Marmota flaviventris (yellow-bellied marmot) is the source of this 626-nucleotide messenger RNA. NCBI's taxonomy places the organism in Eukaryota, Metazoa, Chordata, Mammalia, Rodentia, Sciuridae. The record is from RefSeq and is a predicted model, not a curated record.
UGGAGCACGUUCUUUGGGCUGCGGACUCUCUGGAGUCUAUCAUGCUCGGCCACUCCGGUGCAGAUGAAGCCGCUGGGGACGAAGGGAUGUCAGGGAUGCCGUUUCACUCCCUGGAUAAGCUGCUCGGGUUUCACGUUCCGCCACCACCGAUUCGCGUCCGGCCGUGGUGGUUUUCCGCGCAGGAACUGAACGAACCUCUGGUGUUUCACCUGGACCCCUGGCUGGUAGACCCAAUUUUUGGCCAAGACGGAACCGUACUCUCGGAAAUGGAGUGGAUGAGCCAGGCUUUGCUGAGGGUGGACCCAACCGACACCGGGGAACUAGUCGAAGUCACCGUGUUUGGGCAGCCCGGCGUGAAGACUCGGGUAAAGAACAUUCUUCAGAGCCUGGCAGUGUGGUUCCGAGAACUUCGUGACCAACGAGCUAAGAAGAUAAAACGCCUUGAGGAGUUCUUGAAGGCUAGUUCACCAUAUCCAGAAACUAUCCAGCAUCCAGUUUAAUACAAACAAGAUGGCAAUAAUUAGACCAAUGAGGACAGCCUGCUGAAGAGAUGGAAGACCAAGUAUUCUUAAAUCUCUACAUUACUUUUUCCUGUGCCUUUUGAAUAGUGGUUUGUUUUGUGGUAA